Chaetomium strumarium is the source of this 3021-nucleotide messenger RNA. RefSeq names its product kinase-like domain-containing protein. The transcript has 3 exons. NCBI's taxonomy places the organism in Eukaryota, Fungi, Ascomycota, Sordariomycetes, Sordariales, Chaetomiaceae. The record is from RefSeq and is a predicted model, not a curated record. Gene Ontology annotation, molecular function: ATP binding; protein kinase activity. Gene Ontology annotation, biological process: protein phosphorylation. The coding region runs from base 1 to 3021 and encodes 1006 amino acids.
AUGUUCGCCAACGCGUUGAAGUCGAUUUCGUCGACAAACAUCUCUUCCAACUACACCAUCUCGUCGCAUCUCACCUCAACCGCCGGCCCGUGGAAGAUCUACCCGGCCAAGAACAAGAAAACCGGGAAGGAGUGCUCCGUCUUCGUCUUCGACAAGAAGUCGCUCGAUGCCCACCGCAGCGGGCUAAGCCGCGCAGAGGUCGCAGAGUUCAAAAGGGCGGCCGAUGCGGUGGUCGAGCGGCUGAAGAAGGAGGCAUCGGCCAUUGCGAAGCUGCGACACCCCGGGAUCUUGGAAGUGGUUGAGCCGGUCGAGGAGACUCGCGGCGGCGGACUGCAGUUUGUGGCUGAGGCUGUAACAGCUUCACUCUCAGGACUCCUGCAGGAGAAGGACGACCAGGAAAGGGGCGGAGGUGUUGGGGGCCGGGCAAGUCGAUAUGUGACCGAGGACGACGAUGGCCGUCGCAGGAGGCGGGAGAUCGAGAUUGACGAGCUGGAGAUACAGAAGGGCUUGCUGCAAAUUAGCAAAGCGCUGGAAUUCCUACAUGAUAACGCUAGUCUGGUCCAUGGAAACUUGACUCCAGAUGCCGUUCUGAUCAACGCCAAGUCGGACUGGAAGCUGAGCGGACUUUCAUUCUGCAGCCCCUUGGAGUCAUCGACUUCCCAGAGCUCCGUCCAGCCUAUCAAUCUGCGGGAGGUGCUUCGACACACUCCUAGCCUGCCGCGGACCGUGCAGUUGAAUAUCGACUAUACAUCCCCCGACUUUGUUAUCGACAACAACCUGACGGCGUCUGCCGACAUGUUUAGCUUGGGUAUAUUGAUCAUAUCACUAUACAACUCCCCCCACAAGUCACCGCUAUCGUGCAACGGCAGCCUGUCUGCCUACCAGCGCCUCUUCCAGUCCUCGCAGAGCAUCCCGAGCUCGACCAAUAACUUCCUCUCUUCCCGUCCCUUGCCCAAAGAACUCACAAACCAUGUGCUCCCAAGGCUUAUCACGCGUAGGCCGGCUCAGCGGAUGACGGCGACCGAGUUUCAGCAGAGCGAGUUCUUUAACAACAUCCUGAUAUCGACCAUCCGCUUCCUCGACACCUUCCCUGCCAAGACGCCGAAUGAGAAGUCUCAGUUUCUCAGGGGUCUGGUCAAGGUGCUACCGUCUUUUCCCAAGUCCGUCAUGGAGAGGAAGCUGCUGCCCGCCCUGCUUGAGGAGCUGAAGGACAAGGAGCUCAUCUCGUUGAUCCUCCACAACGUCUUCAAGAUCAUUGAGCUCCUGCCGUCGGGAAGGAGAGCGUUCACCGACAGAGUGCGGCCCAGCCUAAAGGAGUUAUUUGUCACCAACGUCAAGCAGGCCCAAGAGAGGGACCCUGCCCGUGACGCCGGCCUGAUGGUCGUCAUUGAUCAUCUUCCUAUCAUUGGGGACAACUGCGCGGGCAAGGAGUUCAAAGAUGAUAUUCUGCCCAUAAUCUUCAAUGCUCUGGAGUCCCCAACACCGUCGCUCGUGGACGCAGCGCUGCGGAGUCUUCCAUCCGUAUUGCCCCAGCUAGACUUUAGCACCAUCAAGAAUGAGCUAUUUCCGGUCAUCGCGACUAUUUUCAGCAGGACAAACAGCCUCGCGAUAAAGGUCAGGGGUCUCCAAGCCUUCGUCACGCUCUGCGGUGGUUCCAACGACCCAGCCGGUGACGACGGGCUAGAUGGGCUCGCUCCUCAGAAGAAGAAAGCGACCUCAUCCAGCGCCCUCGACAAGUACACCAUGCAAGAGAAGAUCGUGCCCUUGAUCAAAGCGAUAAAAACCAAGGAGCCUGCCGUUAUGAUGGCGGCGCUCGGGGUGCUCCGGGUUAUCGGCAAGGUGGCGGAUGCCGAGUUUGUCGCCAUGGAUAUCCUCCCUGUUCUCUGGAGCAUGAGCCUAGGCCCGCUCCUAGACCUCAAGCAGUUCCAAGCCUUCAUGGAGCUCAUCAAGACACUAUCAGGCAGGGUUGAGGAGGAGCAAACAAGAAAACUGCAAGAGCUAGCUGGCAGCAAUACCAGCGCAUCCGCCGUGAAAGACGACUUCAUGUCCUUUGGUCCCGUCGCUGGCUCGUCUCUCGAUGCGAACGGGACGACCGAGACGGACUUUGAACAGCUUGUCAAGGGAGAGUCGGGCGCUGCCUCUGCUAACCCGCUUGAGCUAGGGUGGGACACGAUGGCCUCUAGCACGACGCUCGCCUCUCCUUCAAGCACUAGAAAAUCCACACCGACAGCGACCUUCUCCUGGUCAAGUCCUCCCGCAGCCCCGGCGACGGCCUCCUCCAACCAAUUAGGCGCCGUCAAAGCCCAGCAACCUAGCUUCAGGACAGUCACGCCCGACCUCGGCAGCUUCCAGCCCAUCACUCCCACCGUUACGCAGUUCUCGCAGCCGCUGCAGCCCACCACAAAAGCAACUAGCAGCAUAUCACAGACGCCAUCGACGCAGCAGACCACAUCUAUCAACUGGGGCGCUGCAGCAGCAACAGCACCGAUCAGCAGCAGCAGCAAUACUCUGUGGUCGUCACCGCCUGCUGCUCAGCAACCACCAACAGCCGCCGUCGGCUCUCUUUCCCUCGGCCAGCAACAGCAAGCCCAGCACCGCGCUACUUCCUUCUCGCUCCCGCCUCCACCCGGUGCCAGUGGCGGUACCGGUGCUUCCUCAAGUCUAUCCAGCUUUAGUCUUGCGCCUCCCCCGGGUACACAAACACAAACCCAGCGACCGCCCAUCUCGACAACAACAUCGACGCCUGCGUUUGGCGGGCUAGGCGCCAUGAACAGUAUGAGUGGCAUGAAUAGCCUUAGCAGCCUGGCUGCGAUUGGGUCAAAUCCCGCGUCCGGCACGGGGAUGGGGAUGGGGAUGGGAAUGGGAAUGGCGGCGAUGAAGCCCAUGAGCACGAGCACGAGCGUGGGUAAUGGUACGAGUAUGAAUAGCAUGAUGGGCAUGGGGGGGAUGGGCCAGCAGCUGGGGCAGGGCCAGAGCCAAAACCAGAAGACAGGGUUGGAUAAGUAUGAGAGUCUCUUAUAG